This is a messenger RNA of Leucoraja erinaceus (little skate), 1909 nucleotides long. RefSeq names its product methylsterol monooxygenase 1-like. Gene Ontology annotation, molecular function: iron ion binding; C-4 methylsterol oxidase activity. NCBI's taxonomy places the organism in Eukaryota, Metazoa, Chordata, Chondrichthyes, Rajiformes, Rajidae. Gene Ontology annotation, biological process: sterol biosynthetic process. The coding region runs from base 54 to 935 and encodes 293 amino acids. The transcript is spliced from 5 exons. The record is from RefSeq and is a predicted model, not a curated record.
GUUGCAGGUUGCAUUCCUACUACAGAAUGAGCAUCAUUACAACAGCGUGAAGGAUGGAAGGGAACAGCAGCGUUAUCACAUCGGCCAUUCUGGCAAUAGACUACAUCGAUUCUUUGCUCCCACAAAACCCCUUACAAGAGCCCUUUAAAUAUGCUUGGAACUACAUGUUGGACAAUUUUACAAAAUUUCAAAUUGCUACUUGGGGAUCGCUGCUUGUCCACGAAGGCGUUUAUUUCUUAUUUUGUUUGCCGGGUUUUAUUUUUCAGUUUAUUCCUGCCAUGCAGAAGUAUAAGAUACAGAAGGACAGACCAGAAAGCCUUGAGAAACAAUGGAGGUGCUUCAAAGUGUUGCUGUUCAACCAUUUCUGCAUCCAGCUGCCGCUGAUCUGUGGUACCUACUACUUCACUGAGUUCUUCAACAUUCCCUAUGAUUGGGAGAAGAUGCCACGAUGGCAGGUAAUUGCAAUGCAGUGCCUGGGUUGUGCUGUUGUUGAGGACACAUGGCACUACUUUCUUCACAGACUCUUGCAUCAUAAGAGAAUCUACAAAUAUAUUCACAAAGUCCAUCAUGAAUUUACGGCUCCAUUUGGUAUGCAAGCUGAAUAUGCUCACCCAGCAGAAACAAUCAUCCUCGGCACGGGCUUUUUUAUUGGCAUCAUGAUCUUUUGCAAUCAUGUCAUCCUCCUGUGGGCUUGGGUGACCUUUCGUCUCCUGGAAACAAUAGACGUACACAGCGGCUAUGAUGUUCCUUUGAAUCCUCUGCACCUUAUUCCAUUUUAUGGUGGAUCCUGUUUCCAUGACUUUCAUCACAUGAACUUUGUUGGGAACUAUUCCUCAACUUUCACUUGGUGGGACAAGCUGUUUCGAACAGAUUUACAGUUCCAGGUUUACAAUGACAAAAUGAAGAAUGAAAAAGAAAUUAAAAAGGACCAAUAGGAGACGCUUUAUACUGCCAUUUCAAAACACGUUUUUGCUAUUGUGCGGAAUCCCAAUCCCCAUCAAUUAAAUGGUUUCACAAAAUGGUACUUCAUGAAGCUAUGCAGCUCUAUGCUUCUACAUGGGGUUAAUUUUAAAAAAAUGACAAAUUCUGCAGCAGUUCGAUUAAUGGACCACCCGUGUUAAGUUUAUCAAACUAAAUGCCAAUGUUUUUCAUGAUCAAUCCUGAAUUUCCUACACCAAACACAAAGGCUAUUUGAAUUGAAUGUAAAAUUAUUCUAUUAAACUAAUCUAGCAGUUCUUUCUCAUAGUGAAUGAAACAUUUGUGAAAUACUGUGAUUACCCUUGUUACUGAAAUGUUCAUAUUAGUUAGCCCUAUUAAUUUUGUGAUGUAUAAUUGUGUACAGUAUCUCUAUCGUGUGUGAAUUGAUAAGUGCAAGAGCAUGUUUUGUCCUAAAGUGUACAUAUAUAAACUUCUGAGAGUUGCUGUGCUCAAAUAAUACUUUGAAGAAAUGGGCUGUGUAAUUUCAAAUAUCCUCAAAUUCCGUGUCUCAUUAUCCUACAUUUCAAACUUAACCCUUCUUCCUGCCUCAAACGCAAGAAGAAGAAGUGUUAAUUUUGAAAUGUAGGAUAAUGAGACACUUUAAAUCAAUAAUGACGUCUUUGGUUACGGUUCGAUAGUGCCAUCGAUUUUUCUAAAAAUCUUGUGAACAACAGCAGUAAUUGGACACCAGAUAUGCCAUUUGAUUCAAAAUCCCAGAUACAGACUGCCCCAUUCUUGAGAAUUGUGAGGGAACACAUUUAAUUAGAAGGAAUAUAUUGGAGGAAAGUCCACAACAUGGACUUGUAGCCCAGUUUUAAAGAAAGUGACAUAAAGUGCUGGAGAACAUGGAUAGAAACAUAGAAAUUAGGUGCAGGAGUAGGCCAUUCGGCAUUCGAGCCUGCACCGCCAUUCAAUAUGAUCAUGGCUGAUC